AUGGAGACCCCUUUGGCAGAAGCAGCUACCCAGGAGACUGCCAGCCUGUCCGAUUCCCUACAUGACAAUCCAGCCUCUUCCUCAGCUUCAACCCAGGCCCAAGAACUUCAGCCACCAACAGAGAGUGUAUAUUCUGAGCCAAAGGGCCCCCGAGUACAUACCCCUCAAGUUCGGCUACCUCCAGCGUUCAAUAAGUUCAUUCUAUACGAGAACAGACUCCGGUUCUUCAUCAUUGCUUCUAACGCUUCUGAUUCUCGUCAUCGCAUUAUAAAAAUCGACCGAACGACACAAGACGAGGAGUUGAAUAUCAUUGAAGAUGAAGUCGAGUAUACUGGCAAGCAAAUGACUGCCAUGCUCAAGAUGCUUGACGAUGGAAACCGAGCCUCUGGUGGCUUGGGUAAGGCUAAGAUGUUCUUUGGUAUUGCUGGCUUUAUCAGGUUUACAGCUGGCUGGUACAUGAUUUUAAUAACCAAACGUUCAGUCGUCGCACUACUGGGUGGCCAUUACCUGUAUCAUUGCGAAAAUUCAGACAUUGUCCCUGUGCCUUUUAAUCACAAGAUAGAAAAACCAGCUGAGGAGCAGCGCCUCAUGAAUAUAUUCAAACAAGUGGAUAUGUCAAAGAAUUUCUAUUUCAGUUACACUUACGACCUUACCUCAACGCUUCAGCAUAAUUUGACUGGCGAAGUGCGUUCGGGAGAGAACGAUUGGCCAAUCAACGACCGAUUUGCUUGGAAUUUCCACAUGCUUACAGCUCCCUUUUCCAAACAAGCAACCCCACCCCUAAAUCACUAUUGGCUCCUCCCUUUGGUUCAUGGUCAUGUAGAUCAAGCAAAAUUGACUGUACUUGGUCGCGUAAUCUUUGUCACACUCAUUGCACGCAGGUCUCGCCAUUUUGCAGGAGCGCGAUACCUCAAACGAGGCGCCAAUGAUGAGGGAAACGUGGCAAAUGAAGUAGAAACGGAACAAAUUGUAUGCGAAGCACUGACGACUCCUUUCUACUACCCUGACCGCGGGAAGGGCGACGCGCAUCGUCAUAGACGCCCUAGCCCAAAUUAUACGAGCUAUGUUCAAUACAGAGGAAGCAUCCCCAUCUACUGGACACAAGAAACGACGAGUAUGAGCCCGAAACCGCCCAUUGAAAUCAGUGUUGUGGACCCGUUCUACACAGCAGCCUCCCGACAUUUCGACGACCUGUUCAAGCGAUACGGCGCCCCUAUCACGAUCCUGAAUCUUAUCAAGAGACGAGAGCCUGUUCCGCGUGAAUCCAAGUUGCUUGACGAGUAUACACAAUGUGUACGAUAUCUCAACCAGUUUUUGCCCCGUGGAAAGAAAAUGGUAUAUCGGGCAUGGGAUAUGUCUCGAGCGUACAAAGAGAAGACGCAGGAUGUGAUCAGCUACCUGGAAGAUAUAGCAGAAGAGUCGAUUCAGAUGACCAAAUUUUUCCAUUCAGGACCGGAACCAUACUCUCACUAUUUGAAUAGCGAAGGAGAAGAAGCUAAAGCUUCCUGGCGGGGUACCAUAUCCUUGCAAAAUGGUAUCUGCAGAACAAAUUGCGUGGACUGUCUCGACCGGACGAACGCUGCUCAAUUUGUCUUUGGAAAGCGGGCGCUGGGACAUCAGCUGUAUGCUCUUGGAGUCGUGGACAGCCCCAAUUUGGCAUUUGAUUCGGAUGCAGUGAAUAUGUUGACCGAGAUGUAUCACGAUCAUGGGGAUACUAUUGCUUUGCAGUACACUGGAAGCGCGCUCGUGAACAGGGUGGAGACAUAUAGAAGGAUGCCUCACUGGAAUAGUCAUUCUCGGGAUAUCAUCGAGAACAUCCGACGGUUCUACACAAAUUCAUUGCUAGAUGCUGACAAGCAAACCGCUAUCAACCUCUUCCUUGGGGUGCAAAAUGAACGGGCAAUAACCCAUCCACCGGUGCGCAGCGGCUACCGCAAGUGGUUCCACGAAGAAUAUCUCGGGCCCUCCCGCGACGUCAAUGAUUUCCAGGAGAGUUUGCGCCGAUUUGUGCAACAACGGGGUGACUAUUGGGUGGAAUAUUAUCGCCCUUUAUUGUUCACGUCUUUGGGAAAACAUUUUGCGUAUUCGAUGAAUAGCACCCUCAAGCUGCCUGGAAAGACUGCGAAGGAUAUGAAUGUCAGCCCAUUCCAACCCCAUGGAUACCGACCUGCACAAGGAGAUCCUUCGUCUCGGGUGGUACAAGGGGUGCGGCGCUGGAUUGGGUCGCAUCAUCCUUCACGGGAGAUCCUCCGGGCAGGAAAGCCAAUCGUGCGACAGGAAGCGAAGAGGCCUCCCCCGAAGCCUCAAGUUCAGGACAACAAGUCUACAGAGGCCCUAGCUCUGGCCUCACUUGACCCUGCUGUGCCUGAAAAGGAAGAAAAAGAGUACACAAAAUACAUUGUUCAAAUCGAAGAUACACCCGGAAUGAUACCGUACAACGGGCUAAGUGACCUGAAGCACUAUGUGGAGGUUGUACAGAUUGCACGAGGUCAACUAGACUAUUACCCAGACGACGAGACGUGCGAUCACUACAGCAAGUAUGUGGAACGCAAUUCGACAAGGUAUCCGGGUGGAAAAGGCAGGGAGGCGUUCCAUGUUUCAUUUAAUUAUGGCCGUUGGUUGGAUGGCUGGCAGGAGAUGUAG
Molecule: messenger RNA, 2643 nt
Organism: Psilocybe cubensis
Lineage: Eukaryota; Fungi; Basidiomycota; Agaricomycetes; Agaricales; Agrocybaceae
Exons: 14
Coding region: 1-2643 (880 amino acids)
Biological process (GO): phosphatidylinositol dephosphorylation
Cellular component (GO): intracellular membrane-bounded organelle
Molecular function (GO): phosphatidylinositol-3,5-bisphosphate 5-phosphatase activity
Source: RefSeq, a predicted model, not a curated record